Messenger RNA from Sclerotinia trifoliorum, 1313 nucleotides. Lineage: Eukaryota; Fungi; Ascomycota; Leotiomycetes; Helotiales; Sclerotiniaceae. The record is from the annotation of a GenBank genome assembly.
UACAUGGACAAACGAGCAUAUUCAAUUGUCUUUCUUCCUGUCAACUACAUACCAUCUUUCAAAGACACUAUAAUCACAAACAUAUCUCCAAAAUAUCCUCGGUCUGUCACCUUUAUGCCACGACGUCGACUACCAACGAGGACUGGCAAAAGUUCAAGAGUGUAAAGUAUGGGAAUGGAGGAUGAAGAGGAUAAUGCCAUGGCUGCAGAUACUGGCAAUAGUGAAAAGGUCAGGAAGGGGGUGAAGGGUGUUUCUCACAAAGGAGAAUCGCCAGGUGAAUGAGGAUAGAGCUUGGUGGAAGAAGGAUCCUAGCUUCCUUACCCAAAAAGUUGACGGAGAAGAUGGAUAUCGCUACGACUUUAUUAUGGUGUGUAAUGGCAAACUUUUAUUUUCCAGUCCUAUUGCUACCUUUCCCGACGAUUUCAUAAUAUCGUCACCAUCUCAGUGCAACAAAGAAUUGUUGGAGGACGAUGACGAAAACCUAGAGAAAGUCAAAAAUGAUAUCAAGGAUAUAAUCUGCGAAGCCGAAUCGCAAAAGUUUACUCUCUUAACACCUGAAACCGAAAGAGGUCCUUCAAGCCUACCUAUCCUCCAAAAUUCUGUCCGGAAACCUUCUACUUUUCUCUGGUUAUCAUUGAUCGAGAAUAAUUUGGAUAUAGUUCAAGAAUAUCCCUCGAUCGAAUUUUAUCCCCGUCUCGCUAUCAAUGUUAUAUUGAAAUCGUCUAGGUAUUCAAUACAGAAGGUUCUAUUUACUAGGAAACUUAUGAGAAUUGCGUAUAUCGCGAAAGUCUGUAUCAGCGAUAUGAUAUGUGUUUCAGGAUGUUGACGCUUAUUCACAGAACGGUUGUACAGUGUGAAUAUAAGUGUUUCAAAAACAUAGCGGAGUUUCAGUAUGCUUUUUUCAUCAGAGUAUCUAAAUUGAUCGGAUUAGUUGUCAGUCAUGAUGAUGGGAGAGUUAUUGGGAUUCGGAAUAAUCCAUUUUGUUUCUUGUCCAUUAUAAUCCGCAUCCGCAGACACUGUGUAGCCUUAAGAUAUCCGGGUUGAGUCUGUCUCCUCAUCAACACCUUUCUUUCUCACCCUUCCUAAUAUAAAGGAAGGAUAGAAAGCAAAGCUUCGAAGUUGGGAAUACGAGAAGGAUAGGAGGGGGAAAGAAGAGAAAAGACUAGCAGAGGCAAGGAAGGAAUGGUAGAGAAAAUCCGGAGCACUGCGCAAUUCUGAGGUGCAGAGCAUAUAUGAUUGGCAGCUAAAGACGAGAUACAAAGGAUGAAGCCAGGUCAGCUGCCUUUCGCAAGAGUGUCCGAAACAUACUCGAG